Perca fluviatilis (European perch) is the source of this 1035-nucleotide messenger RNA. It is a transcript of the gene fuom, whose product is annotated as fucose mutarotase. Bases 264 to 728 code for a protein of 154 amino acids. The transcript has 6 exons. Gene Ontology annotation, biological process: fucose metabolic process. The record is from RefSeq and is a predicted model, not a curated record. Gene Ontology annotation, molecular function: racemase and epimerase activity, acting on carbohydrates and derivatives; fucose binding. NCBI's taxonomy places the organism in Eukaryota, Metazoa, Chordata, Actinopteri, Perciformes, Percidae.
AAAACGUCAAAAGAAGUCUACGUCCGGCAGACCGAAACUUUGGCUUUGACCAACAUGAGUUACCACAGUAACACACAUGUGAGACUAGCAACUCGCUAAACUGCUUUUGUUGCUUAUUAAUAAGCUUUUUUGGUCUGUUAGCGUCAUGGCAAGGAUGUCUUGCGGAUUUAAACGAAACCGGAAGUAAACUGGAGUGACUACUCUCACUUUGCUUUAAUCUUCUCAGUUGUUGCCAUUGCCAGCAAAGGGGCUCUAGUGCCAGUAUGGUCGUACUGAGAGGAAUCCCUUCUGUUUUAUCACCUGAAAUGCUGUAUGCUCUCGCUAAAAUGGGCCACGGAGAUGAACUAGUUCUUGCUGAUGCAAACUUUCCAGCAUCUUCCAUUUGUGCUUGUGGUCCAAAAGAAAUAAGAGCUGAUGGUUUAGGAAUCCCACAGCUUUUGGAGGCCAUUUUGAAGCUGUUGCCCCUGGAUACCUAUGUCCCCUCUCCGGCUGCAGUCAUGGAUCUGGUAGACAGUGACAAACAGAGAUGUUUAGAUGUCCCUGUGUGGGGCACCUACACACGGCUCUUAGGUCAGGCUGGGUCUCAGACUCCGCUUGAGAAGGUGGAAAGGUUUGCUUUCUACGAACGAGCCAAGAAAGCCUACGCUGUUGUGGCAACAGGGGAAACAUCUCUGUAUGGUAACCUGAUACUGAAGAAGGGGGUCAUUCCUGCUGAGCUGCUACAGUGAUACACACACACACACACACACACACACAUUGUAAAGUAAUGAUGAUCUAAUGAUUUCAGUUACAACUGUAAUUCUUUCUCGUGAACAUCAGGAGAAGGUGAAAAUUUUGCAUAAAACCCAUUUUCAAUUUUGUUUAGUUUCGACCAGAUGCUGUGAGUUCAAAACAUCAUUUGUUCCCGGUUAUGUGUAAUUAAUACUGUAAAUAUUAUCUGAUAAAUCUCCAGUUUACAUGGAGCAGAAAUGAUUUUGUAUGUUUGUAACUACGUCAUACAUACAUUUCAAUAAAUAAAACACAUUAAGUCUUUGA